AUGGCGCUCUUCGCGCCGUAUCGCGCGCUCGGCCUCGUGAACGCGCAGCGAGGAUGCGCGCUCGUCGUCAAGCGGCGCGGGACGGAGACGUUCGUCACGGUGAGCGCGGAGGACGCGUUCGCGGUGUACGACGCGCGAAAACUCACAUUGGUCUUUCGAAGCGCGCGGUUCGCGACGAGCGACGCGCGAGGGAUCGGGGCGAUGGCGGUGAGGAAGGAUUACACGUUUUGCGCGAUCGGACGGGAGAUAAGGUGCGCGAAACGAUUGGCGGAGUGCUGCGAAGGACUGGGGCGGGACGACGGCUCGGGACACGACGCGCGGGUGACGACGCUGCACGCGUUCGGACGACACUUGGCGAGCGUGGACGAAAAUGGGGCGGUGAAGAUGUGGGACAUCGAUGAUGACGCCAUGCGGGCGCGCGAGCGGGCGUGGGCGCUCGGCGCGCGAGCGAUGGAGAUGCCUCGGACGUUCGCGGCGACGACGGUGUGUCAUCCCGAUGGAUACGUGGAUAAGUUACUGUUUGGCUCGAGCGAUGGGCGAUUGGCGCUGAUGAACGUGCGAGCGGGUAAAUUGGUGCACGAAUUUGCGGGCUGGGGGUCGGCGGUGACGGCGCUGGAGAACUCGCCGGCGACGGAUGUCGUCGCCGUCGGUUUGGCGGAUGGGCGCGUGCUUUUGGUGAACGUAUUAGAAGAUAAAGUUUUGUUUACGCUCACGCCCGAGCGUGGGGUAAAGGUGACGGCGCUGGCGUUUAGAACGGAUGAUCAGGACGACGUGCUGUGCGUCGGCGACGAAACGGGACGCGUGACGGUUUGGGAUUUGGAAAAGCGCUCGUUGCGCACGCUCAUCGUGCAAUGUCACGAAGGUCCGGUGGUUUCGUUGAAAUUUCUCGAUGGACAACCGGUGAUGGUGUCGAGUGGGUUCGAUAACACGUUGAAGGAGUGGAUUUUUGAUAGAGAAGACGGCGACGCUCGACUCUUGCGCUUUCGCGCCGGACACUCCAAGCCGCCGACGAGCGUGUCGUUCUACGGUGAAGGCAAGAAACUUUUAGCGGCUGGGAGCGAUCGAACGUUGCGAUUUUUUCACGCGUUUCGUGAUCAGCAAAACAUCGAGUUGAGCCAAAAGAAUGUCAGCAAGCGCGCGAAGAAAAUCGGCGUCGCGGAGGAAGAGUUGAAACUUUCUCCGGUUACGAAGAUGGCGUGGGGCGAGCUUCGCGAGCGCGAUUGGGCAAACGUCGUCACCGCGCACGAAGGUUCAAACAAGGCGUACACGUGGCGUAUUUCCAAAGGUGCGCUCGGUGAACACAUUUUGCAAUGUCCGAAGGACGACGGCAAGUGCGAAGUCAAGUCGGUUGCGAUUAGCGCGUGCGGCAACUUUGCCUUUCUCGGUGCCGCAAACGGGGCGAUCCAUCGAUUCAACUUGCAAUCGGGCGCGCAUCGUGGCGCGUUCGAGCGCGGAAAAUUGCGCGUUGCCGCGCACGACGGUGAAGUGACGUGCAUACAAGCACACUGCGCGAAUAGAAGCGUCGUCACCGCGGGUGUCGACGGGAUGAUUCGCGUGUGGAAAUUUAGCGAGUUGAAGAUUGACUUGGAAAUCGACGUCGGGUGCGGCGUGCGGUGCGGUCACUUGCACGAGGACUCAUUGCUCGUCGUUGGAUGCGCUGAUAAGCACGUGCGCGUAUACGAUACCAUGACGGGUAAACGUGUUCGCACGUUCAAGCCACGCGGUCAGGAAAAUGAGGCUGGAGAUAUCACGAGCGUGCAAAUCAGUGAAAACGGUAAAUGGAUCUUCGUCCUCGACACCACCGGAACGAUACGAGUGUACGAUAUUCCCGCCGCGAGAUUGAUUCAACACAUGAUUCUCGGUGCGGAUAAAGUCACCGCCAUGAGCUUUUCACCGCGAAUGGACUUUUUAGCCACCGUGCACGAGAACAGGGUCGGGUUGUAUUUGUGGGUGAACAUGCCGAUGUUUGAUUACGACACCAAAUUGGCGUACGGGCGCAAAGUUUCCAUCGCACUUCCGAGAAAACACGCGGAAUCCGACGCAGACGGCGGCCAUCGCAAUUUGCAAGAGUUGGAAGAAUAUUUCAAAGAAAUGGCCACCGGCCCGAAACAAAUAGCCCCUGGCAUGAUUACUCUGGCGAUGAUGCCUCAGACGCAAAUCGAAAUGCUACUGAAUCUGGAGACGGUGCAAGCGAAGAGUAAGGUGAAGACCGAUGACAAAGAACCGGAAUUGGCGCCGUUCUUUCUGCCCACAGCCGCCGCGAGCGACGACGUGCGUCGAUCUGUCUUCGAUCCCGCGCGAGAAUCCGAGCUCAACGCCAAAGACGACACCGGCGAUGAUGAUUCCAAAGCACCGAAGAGUCGAAUUUUGCGUCAAGGCGCGGAUCUCGCCGGCGCGUCCGCGACGCCGCUCUUGACGUUGAUUCUUCGAGGAGAACGAUCGGAGGACUACACCGAAGCGCUCGAAUUCUUGAAGAAUGCGUCGAUACACGUCGUCGACGCCGAGCUGCGAUCGCUCGGACCUUGGGAUCACAAGUUCAUGUCCGAGGACGACGUGAAAACUUUGCGGAGCGCCAUCAAAUUUUUCACCGCCGCAAUCGCGAGCGGCAUGUACUACGAGAUGGUCAACGCCCAACUCAACGUGUUUCUCAACGUGCACACCACCGCGAUCAUGCAAUCCAGCGCGCUCGUCGACGAGUGUCACGCCCUGCGAGAGGCCAUGCACAAAUCCUACAGCAGGAUCGACGAUUUGUUCAACGAAAUUCGGUGCACGCUCAGUUUCCACAUCGGCGACGCCGGCGUCUAG
Messenger RNA from Ostreococcus lucimarinus CCE9901, 2805 nucleotides. RefSeq lists its product with no specific name. Gene Ontology annotation, biological process: rRNA processing. Lineage: Eukaryota; Viridiplantae; Chlorophyta; Mamiellophyceae; Mamiellales; Bathycoccaceae. The coding region runs from base 1 to 2805 and encodes 934 amino acids. The transcript is spliced from 4 exons. Gene Ontology annotation, molecular function: protein binding. The record is from RefSeq and is a predicted model, not a curated record. Gene Ontology annotation, cellular component: Pwp2p-containing subcomplex of 90S preribosome; small-subunit processome.